Blumeria graminis f. sp. triticale is the source of this 651-nucleotide messenger RNA. Lineage: Eukaryota; Fungi; Ascomycota; Leotiomycetes; Helotiales; Erysiphaceae. The record is from the annotation of a GenBank genome assembly.
AUGGCUACUCGAGCCCCAACUAGUUCCCGUGGCGGUAACCGUUUUGCGCAGUUCAAGUUAGUCUUACUCGGGGAGUCUGCCGUCGGAAAAAGCUCACUGGUACUUCGCUUUGUCAAAGAUCAGUUUGAUGAUUUCAGGGAAUCAACGAUUGGUGCUGCGUUCCUGACCCAAACAAUUUCCUUGGACGAAACUACUACUGUUAAGUUUGAAAUCUGGGACACGGCCGGUCAGGAACGAUAUAAAUCACUAGCUCCAAUGUACUAUCGAAAUGCCAACUGUGCCGUUGUAGUUUUCGAUAUUACACAGUCUUCUUCUCUCGAUAAAGCAAAGCAAUGGGUGAAAGAACUACAAAGGCAAGCAAACGAAAACAUAAUCAUAGCCUUAGCCGGUAAUAAACUUGAUCUGGUCACCAGCAACCCUGAUAAGCGUGCAAUCACGACUAUAGACGCUGAAGCUUACGCAAAGGAAGCUGGACUUUUAUUCUUCGAAACCUCGGCCAAAACAUCAGAAAACGUUACUGAAUUAUUUACUUCGAUCGCUAAAAAGCUUCCGCUAGAUCAAGCAGGUCCAAGAAAUCCUAGAUCAGCUGGACGCGGCGUUGAGCUGAGACCUGAAGCGCCUGGAACUCAGUCACCUGGGUGUGCUUGCUAA